Molecule: messenger RNA, 2527 nt
Organism: Hydractinia symbiolongicarpus
Lineage: Eukaryota; Metazoa; Cnidaria; Hydrozoa; Anthoathecata; Hydractiniidae
Product: ADP-dependent glucokinase-like
Exons: 2
Coding region: 25-1452 (475 amino acids)
Biological process (GO): glucose metabolic process
Cellular component (GO): endoplasmic reticulum
Molecular function (GO): ADP-specific glucokinase activity
Source: RefSeq, a predicted model, not a curated record
UUAUCUUUGUUAAAGAUAAACAAAAUGGCUGACGAGAUUGUGUCCACGUCAAGCAUGUUAAAAAAUGUUGUGAUAUCUAUACUUGCAGCGAUUGCUGCAUAUUAUUACUACAAGAACAACAUUUAUGUGCAGUUUAAACUUGAAAAUGUAAGGUCUGGUUUACUUGCUGAAGAAAGCUGGGUGAACUUAUCCACUCAACUUCCAAUUGCUGCAGGAUUUGGUUCUUGUCUUGAUUUAAAAGUUAAUGGAGUUCCACUGAUGAAUAAACUUGGGUUAAAACCACCAAAGGCACCAAAAUACCACCAGUCAAUGACAACGCUCCAAGAUGUUGCAGAGAUUUUUGCCUUUUACCUUGAACAAGGUGCUGCGGCAGAGAGGUUUAUACCCAUGGCCACCUUCAAGAAAAUGGUAGAAGCUGCUGACAAGCUGAAUGGUGCUCUAUGGACAGCUGGUGGCAACGCUCCUGUGAUGGGCGAAAGAUUUGUAAAAGAUGGAUUCACUGAUGUCACAGUUAGUGCGCAUGCGUCUAAAAAACUGGCGUCAUUUUUUUCUUCAAAUCUUAAAUUUCGAAAUGGCUUCGAAGGAACAGACGACGUUCAUCUCAUUAUGGAGUUCAAGGUGGGAGAGAAUUGGGGAAAAUAUAAAGUGACCCGAGCUAACCGCUUUAUAGUUCACAGUGACCAAAACAACCCCUACAUUAAAUCCUUGGACGGUUUUCAAGAUGUUGUUAGGGAAGAGCGUCCACGGUUAGCCAUUGUAAGUGCUCUCCAAAUGUUGGAUAAUUUUCCGUUCGAAGACGGUGUAAGAGAAGCACGAAUGUCUGCACUGGGUGAUGCACUGAAGCAGACACCUAAAUCAACUCUUCUUCAUUUCGAAAUGGCGUCGUUUAGCGAAGCAGCCAUGAUGAAGAGUGUUUUGACGCAUGUCUUGCCGUUCGUUGAUUCGAUGGGAAUGAACGAGCAGGAGUUACCCAAUGUAGUCAGUAUGUUCAUGCAUGGCAAGGUGAUACAGGUGUCGGAUUCGAAUCCCAGGACAGCCACCGUGUUGGACGAUAUGAGGGAGGUUUAUAGGUAUUAUCAAACACACAGCGAGCGUGGUUUGUCUCGUAUACACGUUCACACGCUGGCUUUUCAAGCCAUACUAGCUAAAAAGGAUUCCGAGUGGAAAAACAACAAGGGUGCAUCGGCAAGGGCGUCGCUGACCGCCAACCGACACGUGUGUAAUGACAGUGGCGUAGACGUGAAGAAAUCGCGACUUAUUAUGGAUGAUUCGUUUUCUCUCUCUGUUCAUGGGGGUGAGAGAAUAUAUUUCGAUGAGAUGAGUCCGGUGUCAUGUUGGGAUGAGGAAGAUUAUGAGAUUUGUGUGGCGCCUGUGUUGGUAUGCACGGAUGUCAAACAAACGGCGGGUGGCGGUGAUAAUAUAAGUGCUGCUGGACUUAUGGCGCAAAUAUGAUCCUUUCUUAUACUGUCAAAUACAAUCUAAUCAAGCCGAUUUAUCAAUACCAAUUAGAGGAGAAACAAAAAGUCCAAAAAGUAAUUUGGUAAUCAGGGGUUCAAUUGGUUUUGGUAACAUGGGAUAAAAAAAAUUUAAACUUAUUUAUUAAUUUUUAGUUCAUAUAUACACUUACAUAUUUCCAAAUUUUACACGCUUUUUUGCCUUUUAUUUUCUUUUUGUUUUGUUUACCUUGGAAAGAGAUAUUCCGCGCCGAAAAUAUCACCCGAAAAAUGAUUCGCAUUGUUAAAAAAAAACAUAAAAAAAUUUCAUCAUAAUCCACAAAUUUUGUGUGGUCUAUUUAUUUUCUUUCUCACCUCAAAGUUCAAAUUCAUGUUUGCAAUAGCUGUGACUUUCUCUCCAUGAUAUAACAAAGUUCUUUUGAUAAAUCAAGGGCUAAUAUAGAUUAGCAUCAUAUUUCUUGAACGAUAGGUUAAAUAUUGACGAGGACCAAUUUGUUUUAAUUUAUUUUAUUUCAUUUUAAUUUAUUUUUGUACGUUUGAUUUUUAACGAAAAUCAACGAAUUUUGCCGCUGUAAAACUUUUGCGAAUCGAAGGUGUAUUUUAUUGAGCCAAUUCGACUUAAUAAUCUAGCUGCCGAAAAAGCUACAUUGAAUGGAGUUAACUUUAAAAUACCAUCUCGUGAUUGAUGUGUGAAUUUUUGAAAAUGAAACUUUGACUGUGUGUUUUUAAAAAAUUUAAUGUCCCCCGUCUGUCUUCGAAAGGAUAGAGCUCUGUACUGAUUCCUUUACGGUGUAUCUUACCAGAAACUAAAAUUGUUAUUUCCAAAACCUGACUAUUUGGAGGCUUCCGUUUUUCAAUUGCAUAAAAAAUUAAAAGUCAUUUUAAAUUUUUCUGCAAACAGACUCCUUAGCAAAAGCAACGUAUCAACUUUGCUACGUGGCAAAUAGUGAGCCAUGUAUUCGCCUUGUGCUGGAGUCUGGAGUUGGGAUUUUUACAUAGAUAUAUGAUAUGAGUAUUAUUAAUAUUUUUUAAACUUGUAUAAAAGACAUAAAUAUAUUAUCUUCACACCAGAA